CCAUUCUUCUAUAUUUUUACGAGGAAAAUUCUGUUGAAAUUUUGAUCAUGGCACCGAAAGCAAGUGGAAAGGCUGUUAAGAAAGCUGGUAAAGCCCAGAAAAACAUUGCGAAGACCGACAAGAAAAAGAAGCGCAAGAGGAAGGAAAGUUACGCAAUCUACAUCUACAAGGUUCUGAAGCAGGUUCAUCCUGAUACUGGAGUCUCCAGCAAGGCAAUGAGCAUCAUGAACAGCUUUGUCAAUGACCUCUUUGAACGUAUUGCUGCUGAAUCUUCCCGCUUAGCUCAUUAUAACAAGAGAUCCACAAUCACAUCUCGGGAGAUCCAAACUGCUGUCAGGCUUCUCCUUCCCGGUGAGCUCGCCAAACACGCCGUCUCUGAAGGAACCAAGGCUGUGACCAAAUACACGAGCUCCAAGUGAAUUUUAUAAAUUGCAAAAUUUAACAAAUACAAUCGGCCCUUUUGAGGGCCA
This is a messenger RNA of Belonocnema kinseyi, 470 nucleotides long. RefSeq names its product histone H2B-like. Gene Ontology annotation, cellular component: nucleosome. The record is from RefSeq and is a predicted model, not a curated record. NCBI's taxonomy places the organism in Eukaryota, Metazoa, Arthropoda, Insecta, Hymenoptera, Cynipidae. The transcript has a single exon. Bases 48 to 419 code for a protein of 123 amino acids. Gene Ontology annotation, molecular function: protein heterodimerization activity; structural constituent of chromatin; DNA binding.